GGAAUGAAGUGUUGUGUCACGUGCUAGGAACUGAAGUUUGUGUUUGGGUAGUGAUGGGAGUGUAACGGAUGACGGUUAAACAUAAGAUUGGCGCUUUAUAAGGAAGAAGAACCAUGACAUCAAGUAGUUCUGAUGAAGUUACUUAUUCAAACCAGAAUUCCGUGGCUCCUAAAUUAACAAAUCAUGGCAAUCCGAAACAAGCAGCGUUUGCUGUUGGUGGAAUAUUCAUUAUUUCAUGUUUUGCAUUAAUUUAUUUGUAUGCAAACUUCCCAGAACUUGAAGUGCACGAGAAACCUCAUAUUAAAUUACCAAGGGAUAUAGAAGAUGCAAAACAAUUAGGUCGGGUGCUAGAUAAAUACAAGGACCGAUACUUUAUUGAAGUGCUAGGUGCUGUUUUUGUGACUUACCUUUUCCUCCAAACAUUUGCAAUUCCAGGGUCAAUAUCUCUCUCAAUACUGUCUGGAUUUCUGUUUCCAUUUCCUGCAGCACUCCUACUGGUGUGCUUCUGCUCUGCUACUGGUGCUACUUUGUGCUACAUUUUAUCCCAUUUUUUGGGGCGUCCUUUAAUUCAUAAAUACAUGCCAGAACGAGCUGCAAAAUGGUCUUCUACGGUAAAUAAGCAUCGUGAAAAUUUGCUGAAUUACAUAUUAUUUCUGCGAAUAACGCCUUUUUUACCAAACUGGUUUAUCAACAUAGUUUCACCUGUGAUAGGGGUCCCCAUAGUUCCUUUCUGGCUGGGGACAUUUUUGGGUGUGGCACCACCUUCUUUUGUGGCUAUUCAGGCUGGCCAGACUUUAUACAAGUUAUCUGCCUCAAGUGAUGCCUGGUCAUGGACUUCAGUUAUCCUACUAGCAGCUUUUGCUGUUCUCUCACUGGUGCCUGUCAUCCUGAAGCAGCGAUUAAGAGAGAAGCUUGAAUAAUUAAAAUACAUUCCAAAUGGACACUUUAUGAUUUGUGCUAGGUUGUCUUGUGGACAACCUGUACUUGCUGAAACAUUUAAAGUGCACUGGUGCAGGAACUUCCGAAUUCGAUCUAUGCAUAUGUUUGUUUCCAAAUAUAAAUUAGUUUCAACAUUAUUUAUUUUUCUUGUGUGUUGUUGUUGUUAUUGUGUUUAAAAUGUGAUAUUAUUGUUAUGUUUUUAUUUGAAGAAUUUUAAGUGCCUUAAUAUUACAUAUGCAGUAAGAAAAGUCAACAUUUUUUACAUAUGAUGACACACUUCUAUACUGUAUUCUGGGUGAUACCAGCACUCUAUUUUUACAGAUGAUGGCAGUUAUAUGUCAUCUUAAUUUGCUUAUUCUACUAGCCGUUUCUCAACUUUUAGUUCUUGCUUACAGACAUUUACAAUUACAUACACAGCAGUGUUUUAGUAAGAUGCAGGUUACAUUUCUGUUGACAUAAUUCAGUUUGCAGUAGUCUGUUAGUUGCACACCUUUGUGUAAUCGUUUGAGAACACUUUGUCAGUUUUCACUGACUCAGUACCUGUAUUAUAUUGAAGACAGUAUUAUGAUGAAAUUCGUAUUUGAGUACAAAAAAAAGAGCACCUUUCAUUUGCUUUUCUUCUGUUACAUCAGAAUUUUGUAUUGAUAACUUGAAAUACUGUUAUCAGUGAUCUCCAUGAAAAGGCCUUACUUUUAUGACACAAUAAAAAAUAUUAAUGAGUGUGACUAA
This is a messenger RNA of Schistocerca piceifrons (Central American locust), 1668 nucleotides long. Its product is annotated as transmembrane protein 41B-like. The transcript has 6 exons. Bases 114 to 920 code for a protein of 268 amino acids. The record is from RefSeq and is a predicted model, not a curated record. Gene Ontology annotation, cellular component: endoplasmic reticulum membrane. NCBI's taxonomy places the organism in Eukaryota, Metazoa, Arthropoda, Insecta, Orthoptera, Acrididae.